Choloepus didactylus (southern two-toed sloth) is the source of this 2067-nucleotide messenger RNA. Its product is annotated as olfactory receptor 11H6-like. Lineage: Eukaryota; Metazoa; Chordata; Mammalia; Pilosa; Megalonychidae. Bases 461 to 1450 code for a protein of 329 amino acids. Gene Ontology annotation, cellular component: membrane. The record is from RefSeq and is a predicted model, not a curated record. Gene Ontology annotation, molecular function: G protein-coupled receptor activity; olfactory receptor activity. Gene Ontology annotation, biological process: G protein-coupled receptor signaling pathway. The transcript is spliced from 2 exons.
UUUGACCAAACAGCUUUUUCUCUUCUAUAUUUUUUCUUCUGCUUUCUUCUUGAUACUAGCAUUUCUUUGUCUAUUUGAUGUUUUAAAAGCCCAAACCAUCAUUCUGAUUUAGAGCUGGUCUUUGAAACUUUUUCUUCCUCCAGUUCCUUGUUGAUGCAUCUUCAAUAAACUCACCUUCUCAGCAAAGUGAAGAGACUUGUUUCUCUGUUUGAUGUGGGAUCAGGAGGGCCUGACUAUUUAGAACCAUGUUUUGUGAUGGUAUCAACUUGGUGACCGUGGAGGGACCUCCACUGCCUUAGUGCAGCCCUUAUCUGUGUCUUCUCAGCCACAAGGUUUUCCUGGACAUCUCACCUCCAUACCUAGCAGCUGCCAGCACCUGUCUGGGAAUUUUUCCUGGAGAAACAGGACUGGAGGGUCUGGGUGGAGGUGCCUGUUGUGGACAGACACCAGGUGCUCCUGGAUGAAGGUGACUUUUCAAUUGAGACUUUCCUUGUGCUGGGAAGACAUGAACGUGUCCAGAGUCAACACAGUGACUGAAUUCAUACUCCUGAGCUUCCCCUGUUCCCGUGAGGUUCAGAUCCUCCUCUUCAUGUUGUUCUCUGUGAUGUACAUCCUGACACUGAUGGGGAAUGGAGCCAUCAUCUGUGCAGUGAAGCUGGAUCACAGGCUCCACACCCCCAUGUACAUUCUGCUGGCCAACUUCUCAUUCCUGGAGAUUUGUUACAUCAACACCACUGUUCCCAAAAUGUUAGAGAACUUCCUGUCUCAGACAAAAUCCAUCUCUUUCACUGCCUGCUUCCUCCAGUUCUACUUUUUCUUCUCCAUGGGCACCACUGAGACCUUCUUACUGCCCCUCAUGGCAUUUGAUCGGUACCUGGCCAUCUGCCAGCCUCUCCACUAUCCUAUCAUCAUGACCAAUCAUCUUUGCAUGAACUUGGUGGCCCUCUGCUGGGUAAUAGCCUUCUUCUGCUGCCCAGUUCCUAUCUAUUUUAUAGCACAACUCCCCUUUUGUGGUCCCAAUACCAUUGACCAUUUUGUCUGUGAUCCAGGUCCCCUUCUAGCCCUGUCUUGCAUUCCUGCCCCUGGAAUUGAGCUUUCCUGCUCUAUAUUGAACUCCCUUAUUAUCUUCAUCACCCUCUUCUUAAUCCUUGGAUCCUACACACUAGUCCUCAGAGCAGUGUUACGGGUUCCCUCAGCAGCUGGCAGACGUAAGGCCUUCUCCACCUGUGGGUCCCACCUGGGUGUAGUGUCUUUGUUCUAUGGAACAGUCAUGGUGAUGUACAUCAGUCCAAGCUCUGGAAACCCAGCUGGGACACAGAAGAUUGUAACCCUGUUCUAUUCAUCAGUGACUCCACUUGUAAACCCUCUGAUCUAUAGUCUCCGGAACAAAGACAUGAAAGUUGCCCUAAGAAAAAUUCAGAUGUGCACAAAAAUUAGUCAAGGUGAAUGAGAGCUCAUAAGUGAACCAAGAUCAGGAUAUUUCUCUUUUUUCCCAUAUAUACUUUCAGUUUUUUUAAAAAUAUUCAUUUAUACCUAUAGACUCAGACCAAAAUUCAUCAAUUUCUGCCUAAUCACAUAAUGGAUAAGAGUACUUCAAGUAAACCAGAACUUGCCUUCAAAUUAGGACUUGAUAGUAACUUGAAUUAAGUAACCUGGAUAUCUGGAUUUUAGAUCCUGACCUCUCCAAUAACUUCUUGCUCUUUUUCCUGUGUUCACUUUCUGGUCCCUGACCUCAUGCUCUUAUUGAUCUCUCAUAAGUGUACAUUCAAUUCUUACACUUGGUUUUUCUAGCCUGAUGAUAUCUGCUCCACUCCUAGCAGAAAAGUAGAGAAUUCAAAUCAUUUUAGCUCAGACAAAAGAAAAUUAGUAUCAAUCAGUAAAUCAUAACUGAGCCAAAAUUUUUAUUUAAUUGACAUCCAAGCUUUCAGCAAUGAUCUAAAGCACUGUUUCCCAAACCUGUCUGUUAAAUAAUUACUUGGGGGAACUUUUUAAAAGAAUAAAUUGCCAGGCCUUUCUCCAAUUCUCUUAAAACAAUCUUUGAGGUGAACUCUGUAAAUCUUUAUUUUA